GGGCUGGCCUGUCGUCACCACCCCAUCCCAGGGCGGGGAAGGGGGUGGGCCAGCUCCUGCAAACCCCCGGGAGAACAGGCUGUUGUGGGGGGGUGGCCUGGGUCCGGAGAUGGGGGGCAGUGGCGGCCACAGCAGAGACUCCAGGAGGUGACCGCCUGGUUUCCAUUAGGGAGUCCUGGUCAGCAGCUUGGGCGAGACGGCAGAGUCUGGGCUGGCCAUGUGGCCCAGCCUGCUGCUGCUCCUGCUGCUGCCCAGCCCUCUGCCCGUCUCUGGCAUGGACGACGCUGACUUCCCCCACCUGGGGGAGAGCUCACAGCCCCUGAACCGGGCCUGUCCCUCGCGUUGCUCCUGCCCCCGAGCUGACACUGUGGACUGUGACGGCCUGGACCUUCGGGUUUUCCCGGACAACAUCACCAGGGCCGCGCAGCACCUCUCCCUGCAGAACAACCAGCUCCAGGAGCUCCCCUACAAUGAGCUGUCCCGCCUCAGCGGCCUGCGAACCCUCAACCUCCACAACAACCUCAUCUCCUCGGAAGGCCUGCCCGACGAGGCCUUCGAGUCCCUCACCCAGCUGCAGCACAUCUACGUGGCCCAGAACAAGCUCUCGGUGGCUCCGCAGUUUCUGCCCCGGUCCCUCCGCGUCGCGGAUCUGGCUGCCAACCAAGUGAUGGAGAUCUUUCCCCUUACCUUUGGGGAGAAGCCAGCGCUCAGGUCCGUGUACCUCCAUAACAACCAGCUGAGCAACGCUGGCCUGCCCCCCGACGCCUUCCGCGGCUCCGAGGCCAUCACCACCCUCAGCCUCUCCAACAAUCGGCUUAGCUACCUGCCGCCCAGCCUGCCGCCCUCGCUCGAGCGGCUCCAUCUACAGAACAAUCUCAUCUCCAAGGUGCCCCGAGGAGCCCUGAGCCGCCAGACUCAACUCCGUGAGCUCUACCUCCAGCACAACCAGCUGACCGACAGCGGCCUGGAUGCCACCACCUUCAGCAAGCUGCAUAGCCUUGAGUACCUGGAUCUCUCCCAUAACCAGCUGACCACAGUGCCCGCCGGCCUGCCCCGGACCCUGGCUAUCCUGCACCUGGGCCGCAACCGCAUCCGGCAGGUGGAGGCGGCUCGGCUGCACGGGGCGCGCGGUCUGCGCUAUUUGCUGCUGCAGCACAAUCAGCUGGGGAGCUCGGGGCUGCCCGCCGGGGCUCUGCGGCCGCUGCGGGGCCUGCACACGCUGCACCUCUAUGGCAACGGGCUGGACCGUGUGCCCCCGGCACUGCCCCGCCGCCUGCAAGCCCUGGUGCUGCCCCACAACCGCGUGGCCGCGCUGGGCCCCCGCGACCUGGCCGCCACGCCGGGCCUGGCGGAGCUCAACCUGGCGUAUAACCGUCUGGCCAGCGCCCGUGUGCACCGCCGGGCCUUCCGCCGGUUGCGCGCCCUGCGCAGCCUCGACCUGGCCGGGAAUCAGCUAACCAGGCUGCCCAUGGGCCUGCCCACCGGCCUGCGCACCCUGCGGCUGCAGCGCAACCAGCUGCGGAUGCUGGAGCCCGAGCCUCUGGCCCGCCUGGACCAGCUGCGGGAUCUCAACCUGGCGCACAACCGGCUUCGGGUCGGUGACAUCGGGCCCGGCACCUGGCAUGAGCUCCAAGCCCUCCAGGUGCUGGACCUCAGCCACAACGAGCUGUCCUUUGUGCCCCCGGACCUACCUGAGGCCCUAGAGGAGCUGCACUUGGAGGGCAACCGAAUCAGCCACGUGGGCCCUGAGGCCUUCCUCAGCACGCCUUGCCUGCGUGCCCUCUUCCUCAGGGCCAACAGGCUUCACAUGAUGAGCAUCUCGGCUGAGGCCUUCCUGGGGCUCCCAAAUCUGCGCGUGGUGGACACGGCAGGGAACCCAGAGCAGGUCCUGAUCCGGUUACCUCCCACUACCCGACGUGGGCCACGGGCAGGGGGCCCUGAUCCUGGAGAGGCCCAGCAGAGCAGCCCAGACUCCUGGGGCUCCGCUGGGCUAUGGACUGAGGAGACGGCGCCCGCAGGGGGCCCUCUGGCUCUCCUGGGCCUCCAGGGCUGGCCAAGGCACUGAGGCAUGCAGCUGGCACACUCCAGGCUUGCAGACCCACAACCUACCCCAGACCCACAGCGCAGAUGGACACAGCAACAAUAAAGCCAACCCCUUCCAAACAGA
Callithrix jacchus (white-tufted-ear marmoset) is the source of this 2167-nucleotide messenger RNA. RefSeq names its product podocan like 1 (gene PODNL1). The record is from RefSeq and is a predicted model, not a curated record. Gene Ontology annotation, molecular function: protein binding. NCBI's taxonomy places the organism in Eukaryota, Metazoa, Chordata, Mammalia, Primates, Cebidae.